This is a messenger RNA of Spirometra erinaceieuropaei, 17296 nucleotides long. The record is from the annotation of a GenBank genome assembly. NCBI's taxonomy places the organism in Eukaryota, Metazoa, Platyhelminthes, Cestoda, Diphyllobothriidea, Diphyllobothriidae.
AUGUCAACCUCGCAAUCAGUGAGCUCGUGGAACAUUAUAUCGCUCAGGUGUGGCCACGAAGAGGCUAUCCUUUUAAUUGUCGAUUCUGCACGCAGUGGCAAGUCUUCGACUACCAAAGCCCUUUCAACCUCAACUGACUCGGUUCCAUUCAUGGGCAGCACCCUUAGACUUCUGACUUCCGAGUUGCAUUUGACUGAACCGCUUAAGGUGUUUAUUGUCAAUGUUGCUGGCGUUGUUAACACGCCAUUUCCGACAAGAAGCUUUCGUUUAAUCAGAGUGACAUCCGAGCCACUGGCCAAAAAUGCGUAAGUUUCGACGUUUCCUGUCGGAGUUGCCAACUUGACAGGAAUAACCCCCAGUCGUGAUGGUACAUGCGUAAUUCCAGUCAGGGCACAAAGCCCUUCAUCAUGCAAUGUUUGUUGAUUAUUUUCCGACGAUAUUACAUGCAAAGGCGUAUGAUGUCGUUUUUUUGCACCCGGAAUGACCGCAAAGUUCUCUGGAACUGCACACCUUGGCAAAAUGCGUAUUACCAAGACAAACAAAACACGCUUUGUGUUGUCGCGGACAAUUCCAUCGACCUGCGACACCCAUUGCAAUUAAACGUGGGCAAUUUGCCACUUCAUGUGCAUUAGAACAUAUGUAACAUGGCCGUUGAUCUGGUUCGACACUCGAAAUGGCAAAAUUGUUAGGGUUCUCCCGUUUUUGAUGUUGGGCCGUGGCAGUAAAAGGCUGUUGAGAGCGCUUGCCAUCCCCAUCUCGAGAUAUUUGUCCGAAACGACUUCUUGCUAUCCUAGCUCGAGUAUUUACGAAUUCCAUGAGGUCUGCAAAAUCCGGAUCUCUACCAUUCAUAGAUAUUUUAACAGCAACUUCAGCCCAUUGAAUCUGCAUAAAAAACAGCAAACAGCGCACUAUUCGCUCUAGGACAUUCAGCGAUUGUAGGUCGGAAACGUAGUUCAUUUGCGUGAGCGCUAUUUCACAACUUCUCAUUUUUAUGCACAAAUCUGAAAGUGCCUUCGCAGUCUGGUUAACUUGGCGUGCCUGUCUGAAAACACCGUCCAGAAGAGCAUUAGCCACUACAUGUGGCUGGCCAAAUAAGCUGCUCAAUAUUUCCCGAGCUCUUGAAUAAGCCGAAGGUGAGGGAAGCAUGACGCAUUCUUCUAUGGCCGCUCUCGCAUCCCCUCUGCAAUAGUGAAUCAAGUACAGCAGCCUCUGUCCAGCAUCUUCAACUUUGCUCUCUACGUACACUUCAAACUGUCGUAUAAACUUCCAAUAAUGAACUGGGUUCCCGUCAAACCAUGACAACUCAACCUUGGGCAGUUCUAAACUGGCAGCUGGCAGGCUCCUAGCGCUUGCUUUGGGCAUAUCAACAUUCUCACGUUGGCAAUGAUUACUCUCUUCAGGAGAAAUUUCAUCCAAUGUGCAUUGUUUCAAAUAUUCUGAGACAUGCGCGACGGAAUCCACGGGUUGACGGUCGUCAUCGGACAUCUCUUCAUUGGUCUCUACCUCUAUCCUUGCUAGCUCUGUCCUUUUUUCUGCGUCAAAAAUAGCCCGUUGGAGUUCGACCUCACGUUUAACUCGCCUCUCUUCUAUUUCGGCUAUUUUUAAAGCUCUAACUGUUUUACUAGAGCUACGACUACUAAUAGAAACGUUCUUACAAGAGCCGGACUGUACGUCUUUCUUCAGCUCUCCUUGUCCUUCGAAGGCACCUGGUUUGUCUAGUCCGAGAGACUGUUGCGUACCGUCCGAUUCAUUCUUCAUGGAACGCGUCUGCAUUUGAUGAAAUUAAUUUCCUCCAAUUUCUGGUAGGAUGUUGAGUACUGUGGAAUUCUUUGCCGGCAAAGUGACGCGUAUAAGCCAAAACAGAUUUCGGUGUUUAUACGGUACUAUUGAUAGAAUAAAUUAAUAAUGAAAAAACGUACAAACCUCAACAAUGGAUACCCUGGACAAAGAAUUCCUUUGUUAUUGUUCGAGCAGAUCGAAUUCCCAGCUCAAGGUCAGAAUACAAAACUAGUUAAUCAAAAGAACGCCGAUCGCGCUCAAAAAAGGUUACAAACGGGGAAGGGGAAUGUCAAUAGGGGCCAAAUGUGGAAGCACUUGAGAGGAGGGCGUGGAGAAUUUCAAGCGUUGACCAGCUGGAUACAACAGACUUAUAAGUAACACCGAAAGCUCUUACUGCUAUCUGCGAAAGGAGGGUCGUUGGAGUUUUGAGCAUUGCCAUAUGAAUUUAGUAGGCCUAUGUUCUCUAGCCCACGCUUCAGUGCGACAAAAGAAAUCAGUAUAAAAACAAACAGCGACUGUGGCUACAAUAUGUCGGGCUUAAAUGUCCAAAAUAUUUGCCGGAUAUAAGAAACCGCUCAAUGGAUGCCGCAAUCAGAUGCGAAUUUUUAGUACUCCCUCAAGUCGUAAGCUAGGAGAAUAAGAUAUUGCAUACAUUCGGGUAACUCCGCAGCAGGACGCAGAGAAGGGUCGCAAUUCUGCAUCAAGUGGAUGCAUUUGUCAGAGAACUACCGCAUGUACCACAAAAAGGUAAAGGUCUAUUCACAUUAUUUCAGUCGGCAUUUCCGUUGGAACCACAGUAGUCAACUUAGAUAAUAAAACGGAACUGAAAUCUGUCAUCUUCGUUACCAUCUCCUUUUCUGUCCAAAGGAGCAAUCUGGCUGUCGGUAGAAUUAAACCAAGCACACACGCUCUACUGGAUACAAAACCUGGACUGAUUCUGAAAGAAUGUUACAUAGAGGCGAAUGUCCUCCAUUUAAUUCUCCCAAAUUUUUCAUUGGCACAGGUAAAUAUCGAAAUGAUGUAUUCAGCGGGUAGGCUCGUACAAAUUUCUCAUCACGAAAUCAUCGGUGGUCUGAAAGAAGCGUCAGACUAUUAUUUCGCAAGAGUGGAGGACUGCAGUCGUCCAUCUACUCAACAGUGGCAAAUUUCAGACCGGUCAGCCAAUAGUUACAAAAGCAGUCAUUUCAAUCCUACUGAAACCAUCUAGGUCACGUAUUUAUUUUCAUAUUGAUUUUUUAUCCCCAGUACCCUCUCGGGUGUUCAAAACGAUGCAUGCUAUUCGCAGACACAUUGAAAUGAACUGAAUUCCAUACGCAAAUGCCUACAUGAAACCGGUUGAUCGUGAGCUAAUUGAAUUCGCAAUAAGCUACUGGACCUCACACUCGAUCUCCCUCUGGCGCAACAUGUGAAGGUACCAACAAGAUUUCGAGAGAACCAGAGAGCAAAUUGUCUAGACCUAGUUUUCACUAAAGACUUCUCUAAUAUCGACGAAGUGUAUUCCAAUGCACCUCUCGGGUAAAGUGACCAUACUACGCUUCUUUGGGAUUACUCGCUCUUCUCUAAACGCCAGAAGAGAACAGAGGGCCAACCUAAUAUAUGGAAGGCAGAUUUAAAUAUGAUGAAGAACAAAUUGCUGUCCGUGAAUUGGGACCAAAUACUCAGGGGAGAUCCGGAGGACGACUGGAGAUCUUUUAAAACGAUUUCACUCGAUCUGAUUAGGCGCUGUUGUCCACCUAAAGUACAAAAAACAACUAGUCGACCUGCUUGGUUAACUAGGGACCUAAAUAGGCAGUUACGGAAGAAAAGCAAAAGAUGGAAAAUAUUCAGGGAAACUACGUCACCAGCGCAUUUCGAAGAAUUUCGUCGUCAACGAAAUGCCGUCAAAAAAUAAAUCCGUCAGGCACGGAAGGAGUAUGAAUCCAAAAUUAUCCCACAGGCUGAACAGAAACCUAAGAUUUUAUUUCACUAUCUGAACGGUAGACUGAAAAAUAAGGACCCGGUCGCGGUGCUGAAGGAUGAUAAUGGUGUAGAGAUCAUUGAGAACAACGAGAAAGCCGAACACUUAGGACAGUAUUUUGCCUCCGUUUUUACUAGAGAAACAGAGUUUCGCUGUCGCAGUGCCGGCAAUGCUCUUGAGACUGUUGGUCCCGUGCUUGACUCCAUACUCUUCCCGGCAGCUGCCGUGGAAAGGGAGCUGAAAAAUCUCAAAGAAGCAAAGUCCUCGGGUCCGGACAAUAUACCGGCCAAAUUCUUGAAGGAACUGGCGAAUGAACUUUCCAAACCACUGGCGCACAUCUUCCGCUCGUCAUUCGAAUUAGGGAGGUUGCCAUCGGAAUGGAAGACAGCAAAUAUCUUUCCGAUAUACAAGGGUGGGGCUCGCACUAAUGCUAACAAUUACCGGCCUGUUAGUCUAACCUGCAUCUGCUGUAAAAUAAUGGAGGCCAUAGUUAAGAAAGCAACUAUGGAGUUCCUGGAGCAGGGCCAUUUAAUCUCAGACCUGCAGCACGGCUUUAGACAGAACCGCUCGUGCCUUUCCAGUUUAUUGCUCUCGACGGAGCAGUGGACUCGCGAACUGGACGAGGAUUGUAGGGUUGAUGUCAUAUACACAGACUUUAAGAAGGCGUUCGACAGCGUCCCACACAAACGCCUAAUCUACAAACUUUCUGAAAUUGGGAUAAGAGGAAAGCUGCUGGCAUGGAUAACAGAUUUUCUUACCGGGAGAUCAAAAACCGUGUGCAUUGAGGCCUCAAGGUCAACUCCUACUCCCGUUCUAAGCGGUGUAUCCCAGGGCUCCGUCUUAGGGCCGUUGCUAUUCCUGGUUUACAUUAACGACUGCGUCGACGACCUGGGAUGCAGCGCCAUCAUGUUUGCUGACGAUGUUAAGCUGUGGAGACCCAUCAGAUCUGAUGCAGACAGGUACACGCUUCAAGACACUCUCAACCGCCUGAGCAGUUGGUCAGUUCGCUGGCUCCUCAAUUUUAAUGUGGGCAAAUGUGUGGUCCUGAGACUCCGCACCAGACGGACCAGUGAGGAGGACGAUUCCUUUCAAUACGUCCUUGGUGGUCAGCCCCUUUCAAAUUUUGUGGAACAGAAAGACCUGGGAGUCCUAAUGACCUCCUCGCUGAAACCAUCUUCACAGUGUCAAAGGGCAGCCAAAAGUGCGAUAAGGGUGUUAUUUGCGCUGAGGCGAGGAUUUGUGCAGAUCGACAAGGAACUGUUCGGAAAAACCUAUGGGGCAUUCGUCCGGUCUCACUUAGAGUAUGCGGUCCAGGCCUGGCGACCGUGGUUGAAGAAAGUUUAUCAACGACUGGAAAGAGUACAGGCGAUGGCUACGAAGAUGGUCAAGAAUCUUCAUCAUUUACCUUACGAAACCAGGCUGACCGAACUAAAUCUGUUUCCUCUAAAUUACAGGCAACUGCGAAGCGAUCUCAUUCAAACCUACAGGAUUGUCAGAAGCCGUGAGUGUGCCCUAGACUUUGAUGAAUUUUUCGAAUUGGCCCGGACUGACUGUCUGCGUGGUCAUCCCUUCAAACUGCAGAGGAAGCGGGCUCAUUCGGACGUCCGACGGAACGCCUUCUCUCACAGGGUCAUCGGGGCAUGGAAUGGACUCCCUGAUGCCGUCGUUCUUUCCGAAAGUGUCAACUCCUUUAAGUGCAGACUAGACGCUCACUUGUUGGGAACCUACUGUACAUACAAUAAUGAUUGUUUUAGCGGCGGCAGUUUGCGCCUAGCUCACACUUACCGCUAACUUCUUAACUUUUCGCAUUUGCUGAUGUAAUUGAUGACUUUAUUUCUGUUUAUCGAUAUGAAUAGGGAGCUCAAGGGCGAAAGCCUCAUUCCCUUAAUAAACUGACUUAAACUGACUUAAACACGAAAAUAUGAGCUAGUAUCAUAAGAAAGUUGUUCUUAACCCCAGGCCCUUUUGGUAAACUUUACCAUUUCGCUUGUGCCUCUGGAAUGCAGAGGUAUCAUCUCACCAGAAUAUAAUAAUGUUUUCAUUUGAUUCAAACAGACAAUUUGGAAGGCAAUGAGGACUGUGGCACAUAAAAUAUUAGAUGGUCAACACAGUGGCAACAUAAAAAAACAAUGGUCAGCAAAACAAGUAUUAUCGACCACUACGCCAGAAGCGCUUACAUCGUGUUUAUUGAUAAAAUGCUUGCGUCUAUAUUCUGCGACUUGCAGUAGUCUCUAUUGUUUUGGACUUGUACUGGAGCACAAUUCCUAAUUAGUCUUAAUUCACCUUUGAAACACUUUUGAUAAUAGCAGUGAUCCACAUGAUGACUUUUUCUCAAAUGCUUAUUACAUUCCUAGAUCAGUCUUCGUUAAGCCUAUGACAUAGAUUUAAAUCCACCUAGGAAUUUUAAGGAAAAAGAACAUUAGAAUAUUCUGGCGAUGGGAUAGUCCUAAUCGUCUCUUCUAAUCUGGACGGCAGACUUGAUAUAUCAUCCAACAAAGAGAUGAGGAAAUUCCAACGUCAGAGCCAUUUAUUUAGGUUUAAAGUACUUGUUUGAUAAAAGGAGAGGCCGAAGGGAGAUUAGCUCCGGUUUUCCGCUUAACAAGUCUGCCUUGGAAAUUAAUCUUGUUAAGUUACAUACCUAUUGCUUUGACGAGGUAAAGUGCGUCAAACUUGAAAACCUUACAUAUUCUCGGUAAGGCCUUUCCUAUCUUCGUGGUUCAGGGUGGAUGUUCUAUCGGUCUCAUCUCUCUUUCCAUAAUCUGUCAGUAAAAAUCAACAUCUACUAUUUAGUCUUUCAAAUUUCAAAAUUAUGGUGCUGUUUGAAUCAUUUUUGGGUUGCUCACCGCGAAAACUGUUUGCAAGGACAUAUUCAUUACAAGAUCUUCUUUCCCUUCAUUCAGAACAUGUACUCUAGGUUAAAAACUUUAAAGGUUUUUUGCCUCUAAUCUGUCUUCCUGUUCUACUGAGUACUAUUAGCUAUGUGGCAGACAAUUGAACAGAUUACCCGUUUAUUUAUUGUUGUUGGAAUUACUCAGCACAAUUCCAUCCAGGGCUUUGGCACUCCGACAUUACCUGCCCCAUUGUCUUUGUUUUUGUCAACAUUUAAUGUUUUGACGUCAUUUUACCAGUUUAAAAACCGUUCUGCUUCGCCGUUUUUUGUCAGCAAGGCAAUGGUUUUCCAACUGGUGGUUAACCACCGUACAAUCCAAACCGCAUCGUUCACUGUUGCACAGUUCAUCCUUAAAAACUCAGGAUUUGUUUAGGCCUUCUUUAUUGUUAUCAUUACAAAAUAUGUGUCCUAACUUCUUAGUAACGCCGAUUCAUUAUGGCAUGGCAACUUGGUCGCGUAGACAUUUGCUUUGCUCAUCCUGGACUAUUUCGCCUCGACGUAGAGAGCAUGAGUUCUGCGUAUUUCUCCUGUAAACCUGCUCUGAAAUAUAAAAGCUCCCUGUUGUGUUCUCAUCCAUCUUUAUUGGCAUUUUCUUCUUUGCCUUAAAUUAGACAGGGCUUAAUGCUGUUCUGUCUUCAUUCAGUUUUCAAAAGCUUAUACUUUGGCCCGAGAGCAUCCUCCAAAUCGUGACCUAAUCGGUUCAGAAGCAUCGAAUAUAUGCCUGACACUAAGGCCUGCAAAAUUUAGUGAAAUGUUUUGGGUAAUCCGAAGGUUAAUUUUAAGCCUACCAAUCCAGAACAACAGAUGUCAUCGCGCUUCGGCCGAUGCUAGUCUUCUGAUGUGUCCUUACAGAGGAUUGGGUUAUUUGACGCCCUGCUGUUAGUGUGCGGUUUGCUACGUACUGCUGCAACCCCUGACAGCCUUUUAAUGGUCACUACUUUAGGCGUUAGUUGUUCAUCUUCUACGGGUGCUUUGUUACCCCACUCCCUCUUCCCGAUUUCAGAUGCUUUGUAUUUCCGUUUCAUGCCGACUGCUGCAUAUCGCGCUUAUUUUAGCCCAUUUCGAGGUUUGCCUCACGGCAUCUCCGUUAUCAUCUCCUUGAUAGCAAUAUGCUGGUCGAAGAAGAGUUUUCUUGCUCCGAUGAUGCUUUUGAAGGAGAAGAACACGACGAAGACCUGGAUAUAAUGCCAGAAGCCUAUCGUCAACAAGUUAUCUUGUACAGGAACUUCGGGACCCUAAGCACACGCCCUAGCAUGACCAAACAAAAAGUUCGUACCUGUUAUUAAAUGUUAUUUAAAAUAGUCCCGCAGACGCCGCUGGACUCAGCGCGACAUGACGAACGCUUACAAUGCUGUAAAGUACCAAGGUAUGUCUCUUCGUGGUGCCGCAACCGCCUUCAAUGUCCCUGAAUCAACUCUUCGUGACCGAGUGCAUGGACGCGUCAGCCUCGAGUGUUCGCGACCAGGUCCACCCACGUUUUUCACCUUUGAAGAGGAGAAAAAGAUGGUCGAUCACAUUCUGUUCAUGAGCAAAAUUGGAUAUCCGUACACACGGAACCAGGUGUGCAUUGGGUUCAUGUUUUGCAUUCUCAGUAUUUUCCUUUCGAAUUCGACAGCAGUCAGUACAAGCAAUUUAGUAGAGACAGCGUGGCAAAUUGGCAUAUUUUUAUCCUGUCGAUUUUAGGAGGUAGCUAGCCUAGCAUACGACAUUGUUGCAUUCGUAUGCCUGACCCAGGAUUUCCUUCUGAUUGAUACUCCGAAUGCAAACUGCAACUUAAUCUCUGUGCAUUUUAUUGGAUAGUCGUUCCAGUCCACGAUUGUUCGAAUUAUACCUUUUCCCACGCUAACGACCGACCCUAAUAUCACGUCUAUUUAACAACAACCGUUGGGGUUUAUUUAAAGUUUUCGAGUAAAAGCAUGACAUUAAAAUGUGAGCAUAUUUGACACCGCGGGGACCCACAAGCACCGGUGCCAUAGCCCUGGAGACCCAGAUAUAAUCUAUGGGUCCAUUUUAUGUGUGAGGAAAAUUUCAGAAUUACAAGGAAACGAAAUGUUUUUCUGCUGUCAGGCUACAGAAGACUCACUAAGGUACUGUGUGAAAACUUAUCUUGCAAUGACCGGUCUUACUUGAACGACCUAGACUUGCUAAAUCGAACUGAUACGCCACACCAACAACAACUUAGAGAGUCACCCUACGGGCCGAAUCGCUGCCUGAAAAACAGGAGAAGCCUUGUCAGCAACUAUGCAGCUCUGCAACCAUUACCAAGUCACAAUGAACUGAGCCACGAGUAUUAACAACAUGAACAGAGACUAAUGACAACUAAAAGUUUGAUAACAAGAGGCGCGCUUUCCCACUUUUCCUCCUCAUGUCGCUCUCUUUGCUUUUGCCUACAUUCAUAGCGUAGUAUUGGCAUCGCAGGCGACACUUUCAUUUGCAAGAUGUGACUAUCAUCCGCAAGCAGUUCCAGAACAGUCCUUCACCACAAUUGGUCAGGGAAGGGUGGAGUCGCUCGACUUUGUUCUCUGGAAUACAGAUUUCUGAGUUUACUGACACUUCCAUGCCGUAUUUUAUCAGUUGCAUCUGCCUACCGCCUCCUGGUUUAACGUUCAAUGAUGGCUUAAGUCACUAAAAUUCUGUCUCAGGUUCAUGGCUGUUUGGUUUUACUCACUUGUCCUGUGCAAUCCUGUGAUGCUCGGCCGAAUGGGCGACCUUGGAAUCCAACGAAUGAAUUUAGUAUAAUUGCUCAGCUCUGAAGUUCUUCCUGGUCUUUAUGUUUGUUCCCAUUACUUGCUCUGGUAGUAUUUACGAUCUUUUUAAGUGACUAAAUGCCUAUUUUUCAAGAUGCUUUGUUUCCAAUGCAUCUAGUGAAGCUCCUUAGCGAGGCGCACUUCCUAUUUUCUCAAUCUUAUUCUGUUCCUUCUUUUGUAACUUAAGGUUGUGGAGUUGGCUGGUGAUAUGACAAAAGCAGUCGGUCGAAUCGCACCUUUCAAAUACUUGAACCCAAGUCAGGCAUGGUUUUACGCCUUCCUAAAUCGGUGGCCCGAUUUGAAGAAUUUCUUGUUUGGACCCCGAAGCAAUUGGAAAUCGAAGGGCGUUUCUGGGGAUGCAAUUCAAGCCUAUUUCGAGCAGCUUGACAAGGUAAAUAAUCCACAUUAUGCUGCAUGUUUGUCAAAACGUUUUAUCACCCCAAUGAAAAACGUGCCGAUAAUGGUAAAUCUCUUACUACGUGCAAAUGUACUUUACCUGCUAAUCAAAGUAGCAAUGUUAUUUUAUUAUAUUUUCCGUGUCGUCCUCCGGGUCAACCUUUUUACACUUAUCUGCUUCCUACCGAUCCCUUUUCGACUCCCGCACCGCACAACUUAAUAUCUCCACGCUACUUUCGUUUGUUUCUGUUUUACUUUACCUGGCGCUCCCCUUGCCGAUUAAAAGUUACUGUUACUGUGCACCUACUAUUGCUUUUUUGAUUUAAACGAGCAGCUAGCGAAUCCAAAAUUGACUGGCUAGGACAGCUCCUUCUCCUACACAAUGUAACACUCGCAUCGAUAGACUGUUGAAAGUUCUGCUGCGUCCUUUUUGUGAAUCACAUUGCUUUGCGGUCCGUCCUUUAAAAGUCCGACCAGGCCACAAUAUUCCUGCUCCAAACCCGCUGCCUAUGCUUACCAUAGGUUGGAUUUUUUAUUUUGUUUGGGCCAAGGCAACCAAAUUACGAAGGAGACUGUAUGAAAAGAUAUUUUUAUUGAAAUUAGUUUAACAAGAGUUAGCUAACGCUAGAGCUGGCCUUUAGUACUCUUAUCGAAAUUGCCCCAAUUUCAGGUCCUCACGAAGUAUGGAAUCAAGGACAAGCCUGAGCAUAUGUGGAUUGUCGAUGAAGUUAGUAUAAGUUGUGAAAAUCAACCACCCCGCAUUCUUCCCAUUGGAAUUCAGCGUUCUCAGUCGGCAAGCUACUGGAAUCCUACUGUGGCGAUGAUUGGUGCGGCAAGCGCGGCAGGCGAGAAGAUUCCCCCAUUUCUCAUAUAUAGGGGCGAAUCCAUAACAAGUAAACUUUUUAGUACUUCUUUUUAUUACCCAUAACUCUUUAACGUCUGUCUUCCAUUCAACAAGAGCCUUUUCUGAACUGGGAAAAUACAACUGCCGUCUUUCCGUUAAUAAUGCUCUGUUGAUUAGGCGUGUCCUCAUCCUAACCUCUUGGCUUGCCUUAGUUCUCCGUACCUGAUCUUGCAUAACAUCUAAUCAGUUAAAGGCCUGUCUCGUCUGUUCGACCAUCCAUAGGUCAUGUCCCUAGCAUAUCUAGCAGAGAACCACAUGUUCUGACGUUAAUACCAGUAGGAAUUAUCAACAUUUUCCGAAUUCUCAAUUUUAAAAUCGGGAAGUGUUGCUUUGUCUCCAUCUUGAACUUAAAUGGGGGCCAGUUGUGCACUUUAUCAAGGAAUCUUCUAAUUGAAUUGCUUUUACGUUUCCCUUAAUGCCUCGUUAGUGCUGUCCAAUGUAUCCCCCUAUCAUUUGCCUGCGCUUUUCCUGCAUCCUUUUCAUCGGAUUUAAAGAGCUUAAACGUGACUCUAUAAAGGCAUUUGUGCAGAGGGGUAGUUUGGCUCUAGUUUCGUUCGGGACCGACUGAUGGGUCUUAAGUAAUGCUCGUUUAAUCGCAUGACUCUCAUUUUCGUUUAAGGUGCAUACCCCUUAGCUCACUCAGAUGCAUUAGGUCCGUGACCUAUCCUUGACUACGCUACCCAUACCAAAGCCGUUAUCUUCGUCUGUAGGCCGCAAAAUAUCGAUUCAAGAAGUCUUAGGAUGCCGUUGGUCCCAACGGUUUUGUCAUAAACCCAAUUGGAAGUUUCAUGGAGACACUGGAAUUAUUGGUCUACAUCGUAUCCAUUAAGGCCUACUCAACGACGCUGUGCCUUUUUACUUGUCGGGCACCCACCCUGCAUAUUUAUGAUAAGAUUUAGGCUGGCCAUGCCUACGUCGCCCAUGUUUCCUUAGUCCGGGAUUGUCUCAGUCAAAUAGGUUUGGGUUGGCGAAAUUAGAAUAAUCUGUUUACUGAGCAUUUAUACCGUUGUUCGGACAAUCAGGAGUGCUUGCACUCCAUAUUGUCAGGCCUUUUGACGCGCGCCACUGUGCAUAUAUAUGGAGACGCAAUUUUUGAUCCGCACCGCACUUGUUAGUAACACACAAGACUGCUUGAUCCUACUUAAAUUGGAAUGGGAUGCUGUGCCGGUGUUCGCUGUGCUAUGUCUUACUUUGGUGUUUGUCUCAACAUCUCUUUCCGACUUAUAGGGUUGCAUGUUUAUUGCCCUCGUGGCCUUAGUUAUAGAGUUAUUUUCCAUUAGCUGGGCCGUUCUGCUCGCACAUACGACCACGCACCAAUGCCUACCGUCAAAAACGCAUGAUUUUCUUUCGUUUCGCUUUGUUGAUUAUCAUAAGCUUCAGUCAAAGAUAGUCUGAGGGAGGGACAGGGGCAACAGUGCACUCUGGAAGUUGACGGUAUUUUCAAAGUAGCGAGCAUAGAUUUGAACCCUGAAUGUGGCGUUGAAAGCCCAAAAUCCCACGAAAUAAUUGUUUCUUUUGUACUCCAGCAAAAAUGAUGGAGGGAGCUGUGCGGGGCACCAAAUUUGCCAAUUCCCCCUCUGCUUGGGUGAAUUCAGACGCAUUCAUUCAAUGGUUUUUGAAACACUUCCGACCAAUCGUCUCUAAGAGACCUCUCAUACUGCUCUACGAUGGACAUCUACAGUUCGUCAGUGUCCGGGUCCUGGAGCGUGCACGGGAAGAUGGCGUACUUCUCUUCCCCUUACCACCUCACCCAGCCUACAACCAUUGCGUGGAAAAUACCUGUUUUGUCGCAUUUCAGGCAAGUUUUCGUCUCACUUUACGUUCUCGCUCGUUUCCAGAUGUACGUUUCCUCUUACUUUACUAUUCUGUCCUUUUAGCACUGCUUCGAAAAACGUCAAGAUCGGUUUUUCGAGAAGCACAGCGAUCAACCCCUGGUGAAACUCAACGUAGCUCCUGUCCUUACUCACGCAUAUGAGAGGGCGUUGAAUUCCGCCAAUAUGGUUGCUCUCUUCGAGAAGCUCGGCGUGUGCCCAUUCAACAAUCUGGCCACCUCCAUUGGCACCUACCUCCACAUAGUAAGUUAGAUAUUACCACUGACCACUCAACUUUGUGUGUGAACUUGGAAAAUUAACUUCGGUCGGAUACGUGAAUAUGGACUCCCCUCUCCCAGUACUGACAGUUUGACCGUUGUGCCCGACGAUGUCCACCGUGCACUCCACAACAAGGUUAAGCAGGCACAGUGACUUGCUCGUGAAUUGGUCUAUAGUGAGGGUAGACUUGUGAGGUAUCUACCGCACUCUCCGCCCUAUCUUGUCCCGGUUUCAAGAAACAGUAAAGAAGACCGAAGGCAGGAGAAGGAGCAGAUGACUGGCGCGGCCGAACCCGCAUCUAGGCUUACCACCACAUCCUCUGGUCCACAAAAAAACACUUGACCAGGAUUUUUGACCAACAACAACACCCCAACAGGGGGUCAGAAGGACGAGGAAGACUGGGCAGCCAUGCCGGCGACCUAUAUAUCCAGGGGGAGCGCAAGCGCAUCUACCGACAGGGGAACCAGGUGCCAGAGACCUGUCAGCGCACACCAGGCUGCGCGGGCCAUAGUUUGCGCUCACAAUUCCUGAGACCCAGAAGGGUGACACGCAGUCCUGCCCUGAGCCUGGGACAAUAUCCUUCGGAGGCGGGGUAAUCAGUCAGUCAUCGACUGAGAGACGCUACCCCUAUGAACACACAUCACACAUUUUUGAGGGUGCCAGAGGUUACGUUACGGAGCAGCCGUGGCAGCCUAAUUCUUAGCCCACCAGUCCGUUACUCCACACAAACACAACUGGGCUGGCCGCGUGGACUGAGUGGAGGCGUAAGUCGGCAGCCUUCCUAGCCACGGCGUUUGGCACACCGUAAUAGUCUCAGACUCGGAUCACACGCGCAGCAGAGGAGCCACGCGGAGAAGGAGCCGAGAAGCACACUUCCCACUUGCGUGGGAAGGGGCAAUUGAGUUCUUGUGUUGUGUGGUGAUGGGUGAUGUUGUAUGGUGCAGGUGCUGGUGAGGGAAGGUGUGAUGGUGUGGUAUAGUCGGUGGUUGUCUACCGCAGGUUUUCACGAAUGCGCAUUUGGCCUAAUAGGCCCAUGCGGUGGCUGUAUGUGCGGAAGCAGUUAGGGCGGUCGCCCCAUUGGUAGGGGAGUGCGUGAUGUGGUGGUGGUCGUCGACGCAGCAGUUGGGGCAGGGCGGAUAGUGUCGGUGAUUGAUAUCGGCGGGACAGCUGCAGUGUGAUCGGCGGUGGCGGGGGUGGCGUUCGGCGCGGGAUUUGCAACUGGGACGAGAGUUGUGGAAGUAGACGUCGGGUUGUUGGCACAUUACGUCCGAAUGUGUCCGACGGGACCAAUUCGCAGCGCGGGCAUGUUGAAAGUGGUUGACGAUCGGCAUUGAGGAAGCGAGGCACUUGUGACUACAGUACUACAGGUGCCCUCGCACUAAGUCCCAUGCGGUUUCUAUUCCCGCGUUCUGAAUUUAGCCUUAAACAUCCUAGCCCCAGCAAUAGCCUUCAAACCCAACCCCAACUCCUACUCCCCUGGAAUUUAAGGCAAAACCACCUCUUAUGUGGGGGGGGGGGCAUAUUCUCUUGCCCAACGGCAACUUUGUCCAAUAAAAAUUAGAUCAAGUGAUACAUUCUUAAGUUCAUUCUCUCCGAAUUCGGUACUUUGCUCUGCGCUUGCGUUAAUGAUUGCACAUUCUCUCCCGUAAUUAAAACAAAAUUAGUUAUCAAACGAAAAUAAGCCUUGUCCACUCUUCUUUUUCUAUUAUCACUGCUAACGCUCAGAGGACUUAAAACCAGUGACUGUAGACACCCUAGGUCAUAUUAGUUCUACGUUUGGUGUUUCGUUGCUACUGAUUAUUUGGCUAAUGGGCUUGUCAGGUAUCUCCAUUUUUCAUUAAUUCAGGCUGACGACUACGAUUCAGUGAAUCCCGAUUCAGAUCCUGAUGGUUUCCCUGACCAAUGCAGCGGCGGUGGCGUCAAUCCGCAAUGGCCCGUUUCUAACAUGAACGCUCUCGUCGAGCCUGACAGUGCGGUUUUCUCCAUGCAGAAUUACUGUACUCAGAGCCAUCCGUCAUCGUACGCUCCCACUGGUAUCUUUUCGAAUUCCAGACUGGGGCAAGCCGCUCCUCAGGUCAUGCUUUCUUCGGGUUCUAGUCUCUUGAAUCGAGAUGGUGAGCUUCUUUCUUAUUUUGCCUCUUCUAUGUUUACUUUUUGUUACUGCUUCGAAUCAAUUUAAACCGCAGAGUCACCUGUGGGUCUUCUAUGUUAUUGUACAGAGUAAAUGCAUGUUAUACUGACUUCUUGUCCUCGGAGUGCAUUUAAAAGCAAGCUACGUCGUUCACUGAACCAUACUUGAGGGUCCCUAUAUUCAGCCUUAAAGCUUCGGGCUAACUCGAACUGUUCCUGAUGUAGUUGCUAGCCAUUACUCAAAUCACCUUCGACGUGCUCUUUCAUCGCUUUGUGGGGCAUUUUGGGUAUGCAGUUUUACUCAUCUGCUGUCCUACAAGUGAGGAUAGAGCUCUAAACGGGAACGGACAUUUGUAUUGUACGCUUUGCCUUCAAUUUGAUUUUCCGCGAAGAGUUGUGGUCAGCGAUCCACGUCCUCCUUGUCUUUUUCCGUAGUACUUCCAGAUCAUUAAUUGUUUCCCAUUGUGCAGCCGCUUGCGAGGGCUUCAGACCUGAUUUUCAAGGCAGAACGGAAAAUUAAAUCUCUGUCCUGCCAUCAGGAUAGAUCGGCAAACGCAACCUCCUUUGGACUUUGUAUGCUCCCAUCCUCUCCUGUGCCUCAAUUGCAAAGCGUUAGACUUAAAAAGGUUCUGCUUCGAGCUCCUGAUGUUCCUGAACAUUGUCUCUAUGUACAGUACUUAAUGGUCAUUCUUGAGUUUGCCGUAGCCGGAAACAACAAUUAACUUGACCUGCUGAACGCUUUAUUGAGCUUCAUAACAAUUUUCGUCGAGCAUUGCGGUUUGGAACCAUCGAUUGCUUUAUCUGCAUUCCGUCCUGUCUGCAUUCACUUUCCGUCUUUACCAGCUCCUCUGCCUUAUUUGCAGCAAGAACGCACGAAGGGUGUUAGUCACGUCCACUGCCGACAAUGUCACUUAGGAGCGUCUCUCCGUCUUCGAGGAAUCCACAUUAUGCCUUAUUUGGUAUCCGCCAGUGGAAACGCCUGAAUGUCGUUGAAACAUGCAGUCGAAAAAGUGGAAUGCCUCUCGAGCACUUACUCAGGAGUCCGUCACGAUAGUGACACUUUUAGGCAGUAUGAACGCUUUAAAUUUGCGCUUCGUUUCAAAAGAGUUAGCGUAGGUUGCACGAUAUACCGUACCUGACGGCACAGGUACUAGCUAAAAUCCCAGACACGUGCUUCGCCGACAUUUGUCCAGCCCUUGGUCUCUUGUCAGCAGAGUAGUUAGUAAUCGACUUCCCCCAGUCCUUAAACUCUUAUUUUUCGUCAAUUAAAAGAGAAUCAGCGAUUCGUCAAAAGGUUUGAGUCCCUGUCACCUCAGCCAAAUCAGCGUCUUCACUCAACAUCCAUCAAGACAGAGGGCCAACCAACCCAGCAGUUCUCUCUUCCGCCGAGGUCUGGUGCCAACGGUCCGUGUUUAUCAAUUCGCCUACAGGGACCCGGGGCCGCCCUAAUUCGCCCAGUGAUUGGAAAAUUGGAGCCGACCACAGAAGCGUUGACUCAUCGGACGACUACUACCUGCAAUUCCACUCUUUCACAUCUCCCAGUAACUUCCCUCGCGCCAUCCGUCCAGGUGAGCACAGCUGUCAAUUUGCCGACAAUAUCACCUAAUAAUUGUCGCAGUGAGUUGAAGUUUUGAUCGUUAUGAGCGUCCCUUAUUGGCCAACACAUCGCGUGUGUACGCACUCUCUGUUUGCAUCUUGUGUUAAGUGUUGAUCACGUUUUAUUUUUGUCUCAGACGCCUAUCAAUGAAACAAAGUUGGACACUGUAGAAACGGGAGAUUUACAACCAAUUGUGUCCGUCCAGACACCCAACAAUAUCGUUAGUGAUUCCUCCACCGUGCAGUGCUAUUCUACGGACUCUGGAUUGCCAGCAUCAAUUGACGAUAUUCCCAACUGUCCUAUGGUGAGGCAUAUGGUGCUUGAUGAUGGCGAGAUGAUAGAGGGCCAUUUUAUGGACCCAGAAGCUACCGCCGAGAUCGUUGACGAUAUUGAGGAGGGUGAUGCUCCUGGUGUGUGCGCUGUCUGCGGUCAGAUGGAACCACCAGGCUUUGCUAGUCAACAAUUAUCGGGCAGUACAGAUGAUUGCCAGGUACACUUGCUAUCCAUAAUCUCACUUUAAUAAUAAAGGCUGACUAUGCCUUGCGCCAUUCAUGAAAUUUAGUUUUCAUCUUCAUGCCUUGCGUCUAUUUUCCAUUCCCUAGGUUGUCGACUGGGCUUACUGUGACUACUGCAAUCGAUGGGUUCAUCUGAACAACCAAUGCAGCCGAGAUGCUGUUAUUGGAGACAAUGCUUUCAUGUGCGCACUAUGCCACUACGACAGUGAGGACAAAGGUCAAACUUUAGGAUCUGGAGAAAUUGCGUGUUCUCUGGCCGAUUCUUUCGUUCCUGUCUACUCCGCGACCUGA